UUAUUUUUCUGUGUAUUCGACCCGACUGAAAGUGAAAACGGAUAUAGGUUAAAGCCGUACGGGCCGUUAUAGAAAUAACCGUAUCCCCAGCCACACCACCGCCAUUCUGUUUCUAACCACCACCAUUCUCACACCACCGGCGCAACCCAGCCCUCCGAUACCACAAUCAAUCAACAUCCGUGUAUAUGGAACUCGGUUCACUCCACCUAUCCACCGACUUUUCGUGCCCUAAAACCCUUCGAACAACCUCCUCAUUACACCGCCUGACCACCGUCAAAUUCCGGCCACCUUCUUCUCACCGCUACCACCACCGUCGCUUCGUCAUUACUUCCUCUGCUUCUGUCCCUAACAUUUCGUCCACUUCAACUGGUGUUGCUGUACACAACUUAAACAACUCUACUGUCAAUGUUAAUUCAUCUUGUAAUACUAGUAGUUUGUCAACUAUUUAUGACCACCAGAAGAAGAUAUCGACUGUUGAUGACGCAGGCGGUGUGGAUUAUGUUCCCGAAUUCGAGUUUUCUGUUAAUCAUGGUGCUUUUGGGUCUGACGUCGUAGAUUCUUGGAAAUGGAAGCUAACAUCAUUACUGCACAGCAAUGACAAACAAGAGCUGGUGUUAAAGGAAAAGAAGGACAGGCGUGAUUAUGAUCAAAUAGCAUCUCUGGCAAGUGAAUUAGGUUUAUACAGCCGUUUGUAUGCCAAAGUGGUCGUUGUCAGCAAAGUCCCAUUGCCAAAUUACAGAUUUGAACUGGAUGAUAAGCGGCCACAGAGGGAGGUGAUUUUGUCUCCUGGGUUGCAUAGGAGAGUUGAUGAUCAUCUUGAAAAAUAUCUUUCCCAGAAGCCUAAGAGCAUCGAUGGCUCUCAAGAUAACAUGUUUCCAACUGAAAUUGUUAAUAAUAACAUUGCUAAUACUGGACCCUUUGAGCAAAAAGAGUCACUCCCGAAAAAUAAAGCUGUAUCAGACGAUACCCUUUUUCGAAGAAGUAUGCAAUUGAGCAUGGAGCAACAAGCUUGGCAGAAAUCUUCAGAAGGUCAGAAGAUGCUUGAGUUCCGCAGGAGUCUCCCUGCUUACAAAGAGAAGGAUGCUAUAUUGAAUUCUAUUUCAAAGAAUCAGGUUGUUAUCAUCUCAGGUGAAACCGGCUGCGGGAAAACAACACAAGUUCCCCAGUUUAUUCUAGAAUCCGAGAUUAAUUCUAUGCGAGGGGCCACAUGUAGCAUCAUUUGUACUCAACCCCGGAGAAUAUCUGCUAUGUCUGUCUCUGAAAGAAUUGCCAUUGAAAGAGGGGAAAAAUUGGGUGAAAACGUUGGAUAUAAGGUUAGGUUAGAGGGUAUGAAAGGAAAGAACACCCGCCUGUUGUUCUGUACCAGUGGCGUUUUAUUGAGGAGAUUGUUAGUUGAUAGAGAUUUAAAAGGCGUGACUCAUGUUAUCAUGGAUGAGGUUCAUGAACGUGGAAUUGAUGAAGAUUUUCUGCUUACUGUUAUGAAAGAAUUACUUCCUUGCCGGCCUGAACUAAGGCUUGUGUUGAUGAGUGCAACCAUAAAUGCGGAGAUUUUCUCUUCUUACUUUAAUGGUGCUCCGGUGAUUCAGAUACCGGGUAUUACGCAUCCUGUACGUACCUAUUUUCUGGAAAAUAUCCUGGAAUCCACCGGAUACAGAUUGACAGCUGACAAUCAAAUCGAUGAUUACGGUCAAGUAUGGAAAUUAAAUAAACAGACUUCAAACAAAAGGAAGAGCCAUAUUGCUUCAUCUGUCGAGGAAGCACUUGGAUCUGCUGACUACAGUGAAUACAGUCAACAGACACAAGACUCUUUGCUCUGCUGGAAUCCCAAUUGCAUAAAUUUCAACCUCAUAGAAUACCUACUAUGCAACAUAUGCGAGAACGGAAAACCUGGGGGUAUUUUAGUUUUUAUGACCGGGUGGGAUGACAUAAUCUCCUUAAAGGAGAAGCUACAAGCUCACUCGGUUUUGGGAGAUCCAAAUCGAGUUUUGUUACUGACAUGUCAUGGUUCUAUGUCCAGCUCUGAGCAGAGGUUAAUAUUUGAGAAGGUAGAUGAUGGAGUGAGGAAGAUAGUGUUGGCUACGAAUAUUGCGGAAACCAGUAUUACGAUUGAUGACUUGGUUUUUGUCAUCGAUUGUGGUAAGGCCAAAGAGGCAUCAUAUGAUGCGCUCAACAAUACUCCUUGCUUGCUUCCUUCUUGGAUAUCCAAGGUUUCUGCUAAACAAAGGAGAGGAAGGUCCGGCCGUGUUCAACCAGGAGAAUGUUACCAUCUAUAUCCCCAAUGCGUCUACGAUUCUUUUGCUGAUUUUCAAUUGCCAAAAAUACUGCGGACUCCUUUGCAAUCCCUUUGUUUGCAAAUCAAAAGUUUGAAUCUUGGUAGUAUUUCUGGAUUCUUAUCCAGGGCGUUGCAGUCACCUGACUCGCUAGCGGUUCAAAAUGCUGUUGAAUAUCUCAAGCUAAUCGGUGCUUUGGACGAGAAGGAAAAUCUGACCAUAUUGGGUGGCUACUUGGCAAUGCUUCCAAUGGAGCCGAAACAUGGAAAGAUGCUUGUAAUGGGUGCAUUUUUAAAUUGCCUUGACCCGAUAUUGACCAUCGUGGCUGGUCUUACUGUUAGGGAUCCUUUUCUGGCACCUUUGGAAAUAAAAGAGUUGGCACAGGCUGCUAAAGCACAAUUCUCCCAUGGAUUUAGUGAUCAUCUUGCUCUUGUACGGGCAUACAACGGUUGGAAAGUAGCUGAACGAAAGCGAAUCGGUCAUAAAUACUGUUGGAAAAACUUUCUCUCUCCACAAUCAAUGAAAGCUAUUGAUUCUCUUCGAAGGGAAUUUCAAUCUGUGCUUAAAAGUAUCCGUCUUAUUGACAACAAGGCGAGCAGUUACAACACUUAUAGCUAUGAUGAAAAUCUCGUCCGUGCAGUUAUCUGUUCGGGAUUGUAUCCAGGAGUCUGCUCUGUUGUGCACAAGGAUAACUCGUUAUCACUAAAAACAAUGGAAGACGGUCAGGUGUCUCUACAUUCCAAAUCGGUUAAUGCACGUGAUUUUAAAAUACCAUACCCAUGGCUGGUCUUCAACAAAAAGGUCAAAGUCAACUCUGUUUACCUUCAAGAUUCAACAGCUGUAUCUGAUUCAACGCUGCUUUUAUUUGGGGGAAGCAUUUCAAUAGGUGAUGUUCAGGAGGGACACAUGAAAAUGUUGGGAGGAUACUUUGAGUUCUUCAUGGAACCCGCAAUAGCAAUAACAUAUCGAACUUUAAAACGAGAGCUCGAUGAGUUAUUCCAGACUAAAUUAAUGAAUCCAAAAAUGAACCUGCAAGCCCACCAUGAGCUUUUAUCUGCGAUACAAUUGCUGCUCUCAGGAGAUCAAUGCAGUGGUAGGUUUGUAUACAACCACCAGGUGAUACGUAGCAAUUCAGUACCUUCUAUUGCCUCACCACCGCUGCCACCGCCCCUAGUUUCUGCGACAGAAAGUGGACCAGGAGGUGACAAUUCCAAAAGUCAACUCCAAACAUUACUUGCUAGAGCAGGCUAUAGUACACCAAUCUAUAAGACUAACUUGUCAAACAACCAGUUUAUGGCCGUUUGUGAAUUCAAUGGCGUGCAAAUCAUGGGCCGUCCUUGUAACAACAAGAAACAAGCUGAGAAAGAUGCGGCUUCUAAGGCUUUGGAUUGGCUUUUGGGUGGUAAUGUUGUGACGCGUGAAACGAUCGACAUCAUAUCAAUGGUUUUGAAGAAGAGCAAAUCGAACCAGAAUUAGGAGGUGCCGUAAAUUGACUAAACCUUUCUUAUUUGAGAUUUCCGGAUGCUUAAAGAACACCAAUAGAAGCAUUUUUCAUGUCACUAAAUGAAGUAUUCGAUGAUCAGGCUGGAAUUGGACUAGCUUUUGACCAUUAGUUGGACUAAUUUUGACCAUCUUCGGUGAGAUCAAAUUUUGCUCAAGAUCAAGAACAGUAAAAAACAGCUGACAUGUAAGUUUCCUCUUUGGACUGAAUUUAUGUAUAUAGUUGGUAAAUACAAUAUUGAUUAUAAAUAUAUUUGUUACAAUGUGAAUUAUAAAAUGGGUAUAAAACAUUUAAUCUUGUAAA
This is a messenger RNA of Helianthus annuus (common sunflower), 4074 nucleotides long. Its product is annotated as DExH-box ATP-dependent RNA helicase DExH5, mitochondrial. The record is from RefSeq and is a predicted model, not a curated record. Gene Ontology annotation, cellular component: intracellular anatomical structure; nucleus. Bases 186 to 3746 code for a protein of 1186 amino acids. Lineage: Eukaryota; Viridiplantae; Streptophyta; Magnoliopsida; Asterales; Asteraceae. Gene Ontology annotation, molecular function: RNA binding; ATP binding. The transcript has 19 exons.